Messenger RNA from Diorhabda carinulata, 7150 nucleotides. RefSeq lists its product as uncharacterized. The transcript has 8 exons. Gene Ontology annotation, molecular function: zinc ion transmembrane transporter activity. Bases 330 to 1997 code for a protein of 555 amino acids. Gene Ontology annotation, biological process: zinc ion transmembrane transport; detoxification of zinc ion; intracellular zinc ion homeostasis. NCBI's taxonomy places the organism in Eukaryota, Metazoa, Arthropoda, Insecta, Coleoptera, Chrysomelidae. Gene Ontology annotation, cellular component: membrane. The record is from RefSeq and is a predicted model, not a curated record.
UAACUCGUUCCUCUUUUCUACACCAAUGCUACCUUGAAUAGGAAUUUGUGACAUUUGGAAAAACAAUAUUCAAAACAUAAAAAUAAUUCAACCUGCCAUACUUUAUAGUGAGAGGGGGCGAACGAACAGACUGAAUAAAAUUUAUCAAUAUCAAGAUACUUUAGUACUGGUUCUUAAGUGGGACUUGGAAGAGUUAUGUCUUAGAUAUUAUUUGUUGAGUGAACGCGAUGUUGGUUUCCGUAUAGUAUAGAUAAAUAAUUUUUAUGUGAUAAUGGUUUGUUUGUAUGAAGUUUUUAUUAUGUUAUUUUUUGCUAUAAAAAGUUAACAUCAUGGAAAGUAGUACACAGAAAGAAAAGACAGACGGUCCGAUUAUGCCAAUGAAAGAAUGGGUACGAAGAAUGCAACCUUUCCAGUUGUACGUGGUACUAGGAUUGACAAUAACUUUUUUCAUAAUCGAAUUAAUUAUUAGUCAUCUCACCCAUGCUUUGACUCUGUUAAUGGACUCUUACCACACCCUUGUUAAUAUAAUGGCAUUGGGCGGAUGUAUAGUAACUAUCAAGUAUGCCAAAAAUACUCCAACACAAGUGUUCAAUAUGAAGAAAGGAUCGAGCGUCUCCGAAAACGUAGGCGAAGAACUAACUUCUUCUAAGUCUACGAAAUGCCAGGAUAAGGAAAAAUCCAAAACGUCCGUAACUACGUCCAAUCAAGAAAAGAAGCUAAAAAAUACAUUUGGCUGGGCCAGAAUCGAUGUUAUAUUUAUGUUAAUUUGUUGCGUUUUUUUAGCUUCGUUAAGUUUCUCAAUUUUAGUGGAAGCAUUACAGACUUUAGUACAUAUUGAUCAUCAUGAUGAGAUGCACCAUUCCAUAUCAGUAUUAUGUAUUGGAGCAACAGGUUUAUUACUAAAUGGAGUAUGUUACCUGCUUAUUGGUGGUUAUACAUUUCACCAAGGAAGCUUCCUUUAUGUAACUGAAAGUGGAAAUGUAGUUUUAAGUAAAGUUGUAGUUGACCAAUCCUUGCAACAAGGAGCCAGGCGUUUAUCUAGAAGUAAAACUAUUCAUCCUAAUGUUAUAAAUCAUAAACAAAGGCAGGGAUUUUGGGAGAUGACAAGAGAUGUUAACGGUUGUAUCCUUGUUGUGAUAUGUGCUCUAAUGGUAUAUUUCAGCGACAAAAACACUGCCAAAUACAUAGAUCCAAUAUUGUCGUUAAUAUCUUCAACAGUAACAAUGUUUUUGAGUUAUCCUUAUAUGAAAGAAAGCUGCCUUAUUCUAUUACAAACUAUGCCGGACACAAUUGACAUUGAAUCGUUGAAAAUUGAAUUGCUCAAUCAUUUUCCUGAUAUUGUGAAUAUUCACGAUUUUCACAUAUGGCAAUUGACGGCAAACAAGGUCAUAUCAACAGUGCAUAUCAUUUUUCAAAAUCCAAAGGCUUACAAACGAUUAAUAGAAGAAGUAAAAGAAUUUUUUAAUGACAAUGGUAUAACUCACGUUACGAUACAACCAGAGUUUUUCAAAAAAAAUGCUAGUUUGGAUAGUUUAAAUUCCAAGUAUGCGCCAAACUGUUUAGUAACGUGUCUUGGAGAGGGCUGCAAAGACCAUCAUUGUUGUCCAAGUUAUAAGGAUAAACAGAUUUCGAAAUCACACUCCAAAGAAUUAAUAUCAGGUAACCAAACACCAGAUUUAAAAUCGGUGAAGAUUUUGGACAAUGAACUCUCUACAUUGAACGGACAAUUUGGAAGUCUGACAAGUAUCAAAUCUAGUCAAAAAUCUGAAGGUAAUGCACCCUCAUCCAAAUCGACGGAUUCAUUAAAUGAAUCACUAAUAGACAAAGAAAAAAAAUGUACGACAACGAAAACGAAUUCGUUGGAAAAAAUCGACGAAAAUCUCAGUGAUAAUUUAACCAAAGAUACAUGCGUAGAGAAUAGUAAUGAUGAUCAGAAAAAAAAUAAAAUUAAUGAAAAUAAUACAGUAGAACAUAAUGAGAUUAGUUUAAAAAAAUAGACUCUAUUGACCUGAAAUAUUUAAAACGAAUAAGUUUAGAUAAAGCUCAAAAUAGGUUAAUCUUAUUAGAGAGAUUGUUUACUUCACGAAGAUCUAUAAUAAGAAGAAAACUUCAUUUUUGCAUUUUAAAAGUUGUUUCAAAAGUCUCAUAAAAUCUCGUGUUCGCGUUUUAAAGUAUUUAACAUGAAAGUUUACAAAAAUCUCGUUUCUAAUAGCUUUCAUAUAUAUGUAUCAUUUACUAUUACUAUUUUCUCCUUUUUAUAUAUACGAAACUGUUUUUAGAUAGAAACAGAAUGCAAUGUCAGCUGUUAAUCUCAUUCUACAAUACAGUAUACAACGCCUAGAAAAUUAUUCACAGAUAAUUUGCAAUUUUAUAAAUUAUUAAAUUCGAUAAUCAAAUAUAGAUCUAUAAUUCAUUAUUAUCAUUUGGGUCGUCAAGGACUUUUGUCUCCAAGUCUUCAAUGAUUUGGGGAUCAAAAGUACCGACUUCAUCUACAUUGCCCGAUACGAAGAAGUCUGAAGACAAGCUUGCCAAUUUCUGGCCACAACCCGUAAAACAUUUUAACACCGAUUUCUUAUAUCUACAUCGUGAACCUCUACAAUUCUUGCACUCGGAAUAUAUUGUAAUUAGUUCCUUAUAAUCCAACCCCAUUACUAGCGCUCUAACUUGAUAAUAGAGAUGGUUAAUGUUUUGAUGAGUCGCAACAUUGGAAAACUGAACAGGUUUACUGAGCUUUAAGUGUGAUAAUGGUGAUAAUACUGUUUGAGCAAAAAGUCCGUGUUCAUAUAAUGUUGAGUUAGAUGAUUAAAAUUCCUCUGAUAUUCCAAAGAAAGUUUUUUUUAAAUAACAGAAUACGUACUACUGAAUAAAUGCGGAAUUAAAAUGUGUUUUUUAUAACGAGAAUAUUCAGUCAAUCUCUUUUGAAAGUUGUGAGAUAACUUUUAGAAUGCUAAAAUAAAGAUUAAUCGAAUUUUUCGAUUAUUAGAGAUAAAUUCCAAGAUUCCUACUUUUUUCACUCAUAUUACUGGUCUAUAAUCACAUUUUUUUAUCAAAAUUGAUGAAAAUAAUUACUGUGUCACGAAUGGCUGGAUAAGAAUAAUGUAUAUCAGAAAUGAAUGUUAUUCAAAUUAUGAUCAAAAAUUCGAUAAUGCAUUUUGGCUUGAUGUAUACAUUAAAAUUUCUGAAAAAUAAGUAAUUAGUAUUCUUUAUUACUAUUAUUAAUAUUAUUUAUAAAAUAAACCGGAGACGAUAUUUUAUUCUAAUUAUGUUAUAGAUUAUGAUCGCGUUUUUAAAUUUUUUUGGUCUUUGAUAUAAAAUUUGUUAAAUAAUGAAAAAAUCUAGUUUUUAGAAAUAUAAGACAAUAAUUUUUUUCGAGACCCUAUACAACUAGACUCCUUUCACAAGAUUAUUACAGUGGGCUUAUAAAGUAACGCAUAAAUAGAUUAUUAACAGUGAGCAAAAAAUCAAAACAAGAUGUUUAUUGAUUUCAAUUAGAUUUUUUUCAGAAGAAUAAUCUAGUGCAAUUACAACUUUUCUAUUAUGACGUGGGCAAAAGUUUUAAAUGAAAUACUUAAUACUAAUGCUAGUAUGAAGUUGAGCUAAGAUGCAGUUUCACUUCUCAAAAGUAUCCUCCACACUUUUCUAUCCAUUACUUUUUAUAAUGUCCCAAUCCAUUCAAUUUUUCUUUGUUUUGUCGUCAUCUUCAGUUCCUCAUUUCAUGUUUUUCUUGGUCUUCCUUAUGGUUUUUGCUGUUUGCUCGAAUAACCAUUUUGUCUUCCCCCAUUUCUGUAACAUGUCCAAACCAACUUAAUUCCGUUUCUUCUAUUUUAGUUUCUAUAAGUUUUCUAUCUAUAUUUUUCAUGUGCUUGAUGUAUUAUUACUAUUCCUGUUCUUUUUUGUUCUAACUUAUAUUUUCCUUGAAUAUCAAAGCUCCAUGUUAUGUAUCUUAUUUCUUUUGUGUUUUCAUUUCUUGAGAAAUCUCUUCCUUAACCAGGACGAUAUCUUUGAUACUAUUUUUUAGCUGCUCGUGUUACCUCCUUCAUUUCAUCCUGAAUUCUCCCUUUAUUUUUGAACCUAGAUAUUUGAAGCUAUCCACUUGUUCCAGUUUUGUUUUAUUUACGUAUAUUUAGAAAUUUUUUGUUAUUACUCAUGGAAGAAGUACAGACAAAACGACAGGGCGUUUUGUUUUUCAAUCAUAUCUAUUUAUUUAAGAGUAUUAUAAUCAGUCUCAAUUGGUUUUAUUCAUCUUAGGUUUAUUGACGUACAGUAACACAGUCUUCUAAUUAAGUUGGAAAUAUAACAAAAUAUAUCUUGAGAAAAAAUAUAGCUACUCACAAAAACCAUUUUGUCCAUAUAGUACGGACAAAAUGUGCACACAAAUCAAACCUUCGUUUCCUGAUCAUAUAUCAGAGCAUUUGUACACUGCCUCAAUCACUCCUCUGAUGGUAAAGCGUUUUUGGGCUGUAUUUAAUAAUAAUUCCUUGCGUAUUUAGAGUUAGAAGCCAAUGACAUGUGAGGGGUUUCAAUUUUUCUUCUUGGCCUCGAAUGAACUGCUCCUGUGGUGUUGACGAAAUAGUAGCAAAUGGAUAUGUCAGUAAUUGCUCUGAUGGACCUGGUCGCACACCGUCAUACCGUCAUCGACGCUUUCCAGCUAUCUCAACUGUAUUACACUCAUCUACGAGUACAUAUGUUUCUGAAUUCAGGUUCAUCACAUCAGAAUCAGCAACUCCAAUAUCAGCAUUGGUGAUGACUUGCGUUGUGUUUUGUGAAGAACCUACUUCAUCGUAAUUUGUUGCUGAUGGAUUUAAAAUAGAUACAACAUCGUUACUAGGAUCUUCUUGGAUUGAAGAAAUGUUGAUACACUCAGUUAAAGUCAAUCGUGAAGGAAAGUUUAAAUGCACUGUCUACAAUAUCCACCUGAUUCAAUGGAAUAUUUUUGGCCUCUGCCAAUCCAAACAUGUAGUCUGGAAAAAUAUCAGGAUUAACAAGCAUUUGCUGAAUAUUUGCUGCUUUUCCAAACACUCCAUUAAACAAAUACUCGAUUUGUAAAUGGGUAACAACGCGCCCUGGAUGAUUUUUUAGCCUAUUAGAAAUGUCUUGAUCGAAAUAUGUUUCUAGUGGUCCAUGAAUACAAAUAAUCAAGGGCUGCAUUCUAUUGGUGCAAUUUGACGGUAAACACAACACUCUUAUACUAUUUUCUUUGGCAUAUGACUUCUAUGACUUGAGUAAAUAUAACAAAUAAAUAAAACAGAACGUCUUUGCUAGAUUUCGUAUGUGCGUGUAAACGUUUCAACCUUUUUACAAACAACUCUUUGUGCAUCUAUCCUGAUUCUUGUGCUAGCUCAAGAGUGCUAGUGGGAGUUUCAUAAACUAGUCCGUUUUCCAUGUUCUUUCUAUAAAAUAUCAUACAUGGCCAAAUGUUUUCUAUCUUUGGUGGUUUCUGGACUGUAGUAAGCUCGGUUUCAUCCACAUUAAAUAUUCGGUGAAGUCCCAAAUUGUAGAUAUUGCUGUCGUCACGAAGACGUAACUAAAAUCCCCCAUUUUUUUUUUAAUUCCUUCUCAGUUAUCCUCAUGUGGAUGUUCUCAAAUCUUGUAUUUUAUAUUAUUAAGUUUUUGUCUGUAGCGAUUGAUACCGAGUCAUCUGCAUAGAUUAUUUCCGAUAUUUGAUAUUCCAAUGUGUCCUUAUGUGUUGCUUGAUUUGGCUUCAUUUAUACUUUCAUUUAAAAAAACCAACCUUCCUAUUUUUCAAAUUUGAAAAUUGCUACAAUGUGACAACAAAACCCAAAAGUUACUUAUGUCAAUUCAUUUGAAAAAAAAAUACAAAUAUUCUAAUUCUUGCACUUUGACCAAUGAAAAAUGAGUUGUAAACAUUUAAUAGAACAGCAGACGUUAUUUUAUAUCUUAUAUCUAUAUCCUAUAUCUAUGUCUGUUAAUGUAGACUUCAGAUUUCAAAUAACUCCAUAAAAUGAAGUAUAUUAGAAAGAUAUUCACACUGUUUACAGUACCACUACACCAACACUCACAAUUACACAAUCUGGCGCGUGUUUCGAAAACCACAUUAUCGUAUUCACAGACUCAAUGUAAGUCUCUGAAGACGUGCGUUAUACAGUGUAAUUGUGGGUGUUGGUGUAGUGGUAGUGUAAAAAUUGUGUUCGAUAAGUGAUUUAGUAGACUAGUUCACUUUUGUAUACUUCUGAUUCAUCGAUUUGAGAAUGUCCUGUCUAAAAACGGUUGAAUAACUACAUAAAUUUUAGUUAUUAUUGAUUCAGUACUUCCCCAACGUGUCUUAAUUCUCUACUUAGGAAAUAUGCAUUUCUGGACGCAUUUCAGGAAAUUAUGUGCGAACUUUCGCUUAGUCCUCAUUACAUUAACAACUGAUCCGUUUGUUAAAUGCGGCUAUAUGAUAUAUUUGCAAUACUGAACUGUUCUAGUAUAUUUAUAACUGUCAAAUUAGAAAAACACGUUGCCAGCUUUACUUUUUAGUACAGUCCAAAAAAAUUCAGACAAUAUAUUUUAUUGUACCAUUGAUUGGUGCUAGAAAACUUAAAUUAUUACAGUAACUUUGUCAGUUUUUGACUUAUCAUCCGAAAAUUAAACAAGAAAGUUAUUCAAUAGUGUGUUUUUUUGAAUUAUGACACUAUUUGAGCGAUUACGUUUUUGUUCACCCUUUAGUAUAAGGAAUCAGCUUGUCUUACGUUUUUGAUAUCAGCUUAGCAAAGAAAUUCAGAAUAUGUUCCAACUGAAGAAAAUCAUUACUAAAUGAUUAUUCCCCUUAUAUUAUAGAUUAAUAAUGAUAUAAAAAAUUUUUUCAUCUUACUGUUGAUUUACUAAUGAAUUUAUGCGUUAUUUUGUGGCUGGAUCGAAUAUAUUAUGUAGUUGAUUUCAUUUUAAAGCACUUUUAACUUCAAUAGCCAUCUAUAAUUUCAAAUGGGAUUUUAUCUAGUCAGGCUCUACAAUCUACAAUUUUUUUUCUUUAUUUGAAUUCAAUUAACAAAUCAAUUCAUUCGUCCAUAUUUCUAAUAAGGCUGUGUUUAACAUUAAGCUAGAUAUUUGUGUCAGAUUUUAUGCAUACUGUGAUUUUUAUAUUAAAUAAGUGACUAUUUGUUUAGAAUAUAAACAAAUUUUAGAUAUAUCAAUAAAACAUAAUAUUUUA